AUGCUAUCACCAAUCAUCGCCUCGUCACCUCUACGGAUAUCGUCACCCCUUCGAGCGACAAUCGAUGCCAAUGAUGAGAAGUCGAAUGGUCUCGGUAUUUCAUCACCCCGUCAAUCAAUCGAGAAGUCGCCUCUGCUGGCAAAGACUCCUAGUCUUUCACGUUCAAUUGCCUCGACUAGUAGCGUGGAGAGCGCUGAUCAACCUUCAACGGCAUAUGUACAAUCGUCCCGAACAUAUCAUCCCUCGCGCGUUCCCACGGCAUAUGUUCCUUCGCCUCAUGGUACGCAUUUGUACUCGCCCAAGCAUCUACCAAAGGCAGUCGUGUCUGCCAUAGCAGAUGAAGCAUCAAAGCAGCCAGCAGCAGCUUUGCGCUUACCAAAACGAACCUCUUCAAUAUCACACCAGACUCCUAUUGUACCAAAGCGAGCUCCUCCUGUUGUACCGCAACGCACCCCCUCUGUGUCGCAAUACAUUCCUAUCGAGCUCCAACGGCCUCUUUCUGUAUCGCGACGAAUCCCUGUUGUACCACAACGAGCUCCCACUUUGCCACAAAUAGCACCAACUGCACUCCAGCGACCUCCUGCUGUCGAGAUCACGCCCAUACAGACGACAAGCCUAUACACAUCACGGCGGGUAUCGUCAACAUUCCUCACACCCACCUCCCACAUGGGCCCUCCUCUAAUAACAAACCCGCCCUCUCCCGAAAGAGAGCUUGACACCUUCCCAAGCUCCCCGCCAGUACACAUGCCCUUGACCCGACCUACAAAUCUUUACCAAUCAAGACGGGCACCAACGCCAUACAACCAUGCAGCACAAAACACUGGCCCGCUCGCUCCCAGCCCUCUCGCUCCCAGAAGAGUUCCGGUAGCAUAUACACCUGCGAGUCAAUCGCGUGUGCCAUCCUCAAUGCUGGCGCCUCCGCCUUCGGUCAGACGACUUAAUUCUGCUCGUAACAGAGGCCACAGUUUUGCUUCCAACACGAGCAGUGUGUACAGCCGACUUGUAACCGAUCCGAAGUGA
This is a messenger RNA of Aureobasidium melanogenum CBS 110374, 1020 nucleotides long. RefSeq lists its product as uncharacterized. The transcript has a single exon. Bases 1 to 1020 code for a protein of 339 amino acids. NCBI's taxonomy places the organism in Eukaryota, Fungi, Ascomycota, Dothideomycetes, Dothideales, Saccotheciaceae. The record is from RefSeq and is a predicted model, not a curated record.